Protopolystoma xenopodis is the source of this 258-nucleotide messenger RNA. Lineage: Eukaryota; Metazoa; Platyhelminthes; Monogenea; Polystomatidea; Polystomatidae. The record is from the annotation of a GenBank genome assembly.
AUGUGUCAUGAUUUGGUAUAUCACUUUCAAGGGUUUGCCCUAUCCUCGUUUUCCUGGUCGCCUCAUAUCCCCCCUCCCGACCCCAGAUUAGCCUCGUCAUGCCAAUUUCGCCUCAACUGCUCAACUUGUGUACAACGCCAAUCUGGCGUUCUCCUCAAGCCUUAUGACCACCGGUUCAACCAGCCUCCGGUGUUUAUCGGACUAGACCAUCUUUGUCUCCAACGCGAACUUCUGCCCUGGCUGGAGCAGAUUAACUGA